Molecule: messenger RNA, 4799 nt
Organism: Schistocerca gregaria
Lineage: Eukaryota; Metazoa; Arthropoda; Insecta; Orthoptera; Acrididae
Gene: ckn
Product: caskin-2
Exons: 13
Coding region: 549-3332 (927 amino acids)
Biological process (GO): axonogenesis; cell surface receptor protein tyrosine phosphatase signaling pathway
Cellular component (GO): focal adhesion; axon
Molecular function (GO): signaling adaptor activity; protein phosphatase binding
Source: RefSeq, a predicted model, not a curated record
ACAGACACGGGCACGGCUACAGCUGCGGCGAGUGGAGAACAGAGUGGCUGCCGCCGCCGCCGCUGCUGCCCCCACCCGCGGCCGCACCCCCUCCACUGCCGCCGCCGCCUGGGCUGUAAUUUGUCGGGUCGAGUCCUUCCGGCCAGUGGCGUCUGCGUCGCGCGCGCGCUCGGUCCGUAACUCCGCAGCUGACCCCGCGCCAGGGCGGAGCCGUCUGCCGUGGACUCGCGUCUAGGCCGUUGCGCGUAGCGCUCUACCCGGGCAGCGCCUUAAUUGGUCACCGAACGACGGGUGACGUCACGCUGCGUAACCGGCACAAACGUCGGCUGUGGCCGACGUACGCCCGACGGGAAGUCGCUGUCAGCCACUCGAAACUGCGCAGCUGACCAGUGCUUUGUGAUACGUCUGUGAAGAGUGCGAAACACUGUGUCGUAGAACGGUCGUCGAAGGUCGUGACUCUUGCCGUGGACGUCGUGUUCUGGCAAAUGACAGAGAGGUGUCGGGCGCAGCGAGCUACUAGCAGCGAGUGACGGGCGCGACGGGCAGCCAUGUCGGGCGCGUGCCUGGGGCCGGGCCUCCCGCAGGCGCCGUCGACGUCGUCGACGUCGCGGCGGCGCCGGCAGGCCAGCGCGUACCUCAGCUUCAAGGAGCAGCAGCGCGAGCGGGACCGUCACGGCCGCGGCGGCGCCUACGGCUACGGCUCGCUCAGCCGGCCGCUGCAGCGCGCCGACGACGGCGGCGACGACGACGACGACGACACGGCCAUCCCGCUGUCGCUGCUGAGCCGCAGCGCGUCGGACGGCAACCUGCGCGCGCCGCCGCCGCGGCCCGGCCGCCUCGGCAGGUGCCUGCGGCUGCUCGGCAACAGCUGGAAGAACCUCCUGCAACUGGGCGGUAUGAGCCGGCCGCCCAAGCCGGCGCCGCAGGUGAAGAAGGUGGCGCCGCCCGCGGUGCCCGACCAGUACCACGCGCUGCAACAGCAGCAGCAGCAGGGUCAGCAGUAUCGGCUGUCCGGCUCCUCCUUCGGCUCGGCCGGCUACUCCUCCAGCUCGGACGACGGGCUGCUCACGCCCGCAGACGUCACGCCGCAGCAGCAGGCCGCGCAGCAGGCAUGUGACCAUAGUGAAGUAUACGAACUGACAGGAAAAUCACCCGGGGCACAGUUCUCGUACCCCGCCUUCACAUUCCCAGGUCCACAGGGUGUUCAGUACACACAGUUAAUGCAUUCUGGCAAGAGUGCAGCGUACUACCACCAGAUGUCUCUUCAGGAAGAUCAAGGAAUUGAUAUGACACAGAGUCCCGGGAGAGACAGUCCGGGUUCCUCGGGUUCCGGGUCGGGCUCCGGGUCGCGCCACAGCACUGCGAGCCUGGACAGCGGGCGGGCGUCCGGCUACCACCUGCUGGGGCCGAGCAGCGGUGGCACGGGGCUGCGGGGGCCGGGGACGCUCUCGUCCAGCCCACGCUGCUCCCUCUCCUCGUCCUCGCUCGGCUCCUCGGAGCUCGGCGGUCCCGCUGCCCGAGCCGAGAGGCUGCUGCAGCAGGGGGUGCCGGAUCAGGAUGUCCUACAUGCUUGGCUUAUGGAUCUUCAUUUUGAAGAAUAUUUUCCCCUGUUUGCUUCAGCUGGUUAUGAUAUGCCCACAAUGUGCAAAAUGACACCAGAGGAUCUCACGGCCAUUGGAAUCAAGAAACCAAACCAUAGGAAGAAACUAAAGGCUGAAAUUGCUCAACUUAAUAUUUCUGAUGGACUGCCAGACUAUAUUCCUGGUUCACUAGACGAAUGGUUGCGACUGCUACGUUUGGAAGAAUAUGGUCCGGCACUGCAUCAACAGUGUUAUAAAACUGUUGAAGAUGUCACUCAACUCACAUGGGAGGACCUGGAGGACAUCGGCAUUGUGAAACUGGGUCACCAAAAGAAGAUUCUCCUGGCAAUUAAACGUGUGAAGGACAUAAGAGCUGGAAAGAGAUUUCCUCCACAGCCAUCCCUUGCUGGGCCAUCCCAGGAGGUGUUGAUCGGAUCGCCCAGCGGCUUGCAUUCUCCGGACGAGGGUGAUUGUUACCCGCCUGGCGUGCACAGGACGUUCCACACAUUUCAUCAGCCCUGGGAGAUUGAGGGCAGCCAUCACAUGUUUAGCACAAUCACAACACCGUACUUCCAACCCAUGUACUGUCCAGAUAUUGUCCCCAUUAAGAUUCGUGGUGGUCGAGGAAAGUCACUGGAAAGUUUAGAAGAUGGCAGUGAGAGGACUCACCACACAUUUAGUGCAGAUAACACACAGACUUUCUACUACCAGCACGCCGUCCACGGGCCCGGAGGAUGGCGACCACGCAGUUAUGACGACGGAGAUAUUACUCCGACAAAUGAAGCAGUUGCCCUGCACGAGGGAGGUGGCACACUGCCGAGACCCAGGGGACUGGUCCGUCCGAGACCCGUCGCAAAAAUAGUCGCGAAGACACGUAACGACGGGUCGACAUUUGCCGUCCCCGAUUUUGAGAAGCCCGGCAGCACCUACUACAAAAGCUUACCGAGAGACCUUAUAGAUGUUAGCAAGUACGACCUGGAUCGGUAUUCGGGUGGCACCGGCAACGAAAGCCCGAGGAUGACGCAAAAGAAACGGCCACCGUCACCACCGAAGAGGCAGUCGUCGAGGACCGGUGAAGCGGACGUUGUAAUAGACUGUAGUGGGCCAGUACCGAGAGCUACUGCAGAUGUUCCCGGUAGUGGUGGACGAACUACUGUAGUAACUGUGGAUCUCCAUUCGACCGACCGGGGUACAUCAGUGUCACCCUUGUCACUGCCGGCAUACCCGAGCGGGACUGGCGACGAUCUGGCAGAGCCCGACUUGCCCCUCCCACCUCCACCAGCCCCGCCCUCACCACCGGGACUGCGAGAGUUGUCGACCAUGAGCCGAUCCUGGAGUAACAUGCCUACAACUUCUGAAGCACACGCUGCCAGUGUCGAGCAGGAGCUUAUAGCCAGUCUCGCAAUGCAGCAGGGGCGUAACGGCUCUGAUGCCAGUUUUAAAUCAAGUUCAAGCACAGAAUCAGAUUCCCUCCCUUUUGCUAAUGAGAAUGCAGGAACUAUAAAGCAAAGGGUGACAAGACCGCAUCCGACACUUACGACAAUGGAUUAUCCCAAACAAGAGUUUACUCCUUCUAAGAGGGUCCAAAAUCCACAAAGUGAUCUAGCAGCUAGUCAGAAGGCACUAAGAGACCGAUCAGCAUCACAAGAACCUGCUGAUGUUUUGAAUGAUAUUGGAAAUAUGCUUGCCAAUUUAACUGAUGAAUUGGAUGCUAUGCUUGAAGAAGAGAAGCGGCAAGGAUUAAAUCAGUGAAUGUACAUUUGUGCUUAAGUUCCUAGCGUAGGAAUAAAAAAAUUCCAAACUGACAUUGUUUUAUAGCUCAGCUGUCACUGUUCAUAAGCUGAACUGGUAGAGCUCAUCCAAAAGCAUUGUUUACCUCAUUUAAAAUUUGAACUAAAAAUGUGUGAUAUGGAGUAAUCUUAUACAUCUUUGGGACAUAACUGCAACUGUCCAUACAUGAUAAGAAUUUAAUUUUUUAUCAAACAUAAAUGAUUAUUAAUGAAGUUGUGGGGUAGGUUCUAUUCCAUUUUAUUAAAUGUGAGUGUGCGUGAACUUAAUAACUUUUGAGUUCCACAAACCUGAAAGAGAUCAAUAUUUGUAGUUUGUACAACUGCUUAAAGAUACAAAUUUUAUUCACUUGACAUUAUCAUUUAUUUAAUUUUAAUGGCCGUAUUUAAGAAAAAGAAGGAGAACUCCGAGGGGCAAAAGUCCUAUGCUACUGUGACAAUGCCUUGUUCUUGGCAAUAUGAAAAAGGCUGACAACAUUUUUUGACUGGUUUGUGUAUAUGUCUUUUCCCACACACUAAUUAAUGUAAAAUAAUUUGCUAGUUGUUUAUUAGCAACUAAAUUAGCUUUAAAGAUAACCAUAAAAGUGAUCAAGUACCCUUGAAAAAGUGCAAAGUGUAGUUUCUGCUGAGGAAAAAGUUGUAUGUUGAAGAAUAGAGAGAUAAGUCAUCCCAUAAUUAUGGUAGAAGAAAUAAAUGAGAAAUGCUAUAACUGAUAGCAUGUUUUACUCUCACUUUAAGAACACCCCCUACUAAACAAUAUUUUGCAUGAAGACUAAGUAAAAGGAAGUUAAUUGCAAUUUAAAAAUUUACAGUCAGUAGUGCCUUGCAGUGUAACACAUAAAAACUUCUGCAAAAAGUUGUGAAAUAACCUCACAGACAAUUUGUGUAGUUGCAAGACAGAGAAGUUUGAUGGUGCAUCAUCUUUCAGAACUUAAAGUAUUCACUGGUUUACAUUGGAAAUUGAGGUCCUAUUUUUUCUCAAUCAGGUCUUUUGUUUACUUAUUUCUUUCAUAGUAAAUGGGGUUUUGGACAACAGAAUCGCAAACUGCUGGAAUGUUUCUUUUAAAUGAGUGAUGAAUUCAGGUACACCUUUUGUGUUGAAAUCAUUUCUUUCCAAUACUGUGAUACUGUUCUUGGGAAGAAAGAACAAGAAGGAUAAGAGGAAGAAGAAGAAGAAGAAGAAGAAGAAGAAGAAGAAGAAGAAACUGUAAUUAAUCUGGUACCCUGAAUAUUAAAGUUGGCCACUACUAACUGACUUCUCUUAAUAAUUUUGGAACUCGUCUAAUAAUUUGUUUUUGUCGUCAUGUUUCUUCAACUGAAAUAACAAACCUGGUUGAAAUACAUCCAGUAAUACAGCUGAUAAUGUUGUUGUUUGAAAGUGUCCGAGUUGAAGGCUUGUAUCAUUAUCCCAUUACAUCUUUUCUUUUUUUUU